Molecule: messenger RNA, 1552 nt
Organism: Punctularia strigosozonata HHB-11173 SS5
Lineage: Eukaryota; Fungi; Basidiomycota; Agaricomycetes; Corticiales; Punctulariaceae
Exons: 6
Coding region: 97-1200 (367 amino acids)
Source: RefSeq, a predicted model, not a curated record
GUCCUCUUGUUCCCGGUCUCAUCCACGCCGCACGCCGUGCACGACAGGCAAUCCCUCUUUCCUUUGCCCCACGUUCGUUUUCUUGUGCUCGUCAGAAUGCUCGCGACGAACCUAUCCAUCUCCGCCGCGACGGCGCUCGGCCUGAUCAGCGCCACCAAGGCGACGCUCACGCCCAACAACCUUCUGGCGGCGUCGACGAGCGGGUCGCUCACUGCCGUUCGGUACACCCAUGUCGGUGGCGACGGCUCGUACCAGCAGGUCACCGACCUCGUUCCCGGUACCUUCCCAACCUGCAGCGCCAACCCGUCGUGCGUGAAGACGACGAAGACCGUCAGCGGUAACCUCGCGCCGUUCGACGAGGACCUCACCGUGGUCAUGCGCGGGCCUAUGAACGUGUACAACAUCGCGGUCUACCAGCCGGACAACACGACUUCAGCCACAUGGAAACGGACCAGCUCCUGGGCCUCUGGCAACGCGGCCCAUAACCUGGUCUUUAUGAACAACAACGGAGGAGGCGCGAGCGGCGAGUGGUCAAUCUGUGGUGGUGCCAGCCAAUCAUACGCCUCCAGCGACUUCUCAAGCGCAGCCGCGUCCCCGAAACAGACGUACGGCAGCUACAUUUCCGCGUCGGACGAAGUCAACAUCAUGACCGCCACGGAAUGCAACGGCUCCAACUGCGAGGGCUUCUACCGCGGCACCUCCAACCUCGGCUGGGCCGGCUCCAAGAUGUUCGUCUUCGAGUUCGACAUGCCCAGCGACAGCGACUCGGUCACUCCAGCCAUCUGGGCCUUAAAUGGCCAGGUCGUCCGCAGCGCCCAAUACGGCUGCAAUUGCCGCGGCGAGGGUGGCGAAGGCGGCUGCGGCGAGAUUGACCUGGUCGAGAACCUGGUCGAUGCCGAUCACAAUCAGGGUAUAUCCGAGAUCUACUCCUUCAAGGGUGCCACGGGCACAGGUACAGGCAACUACUUCGCCCGUCCGACGACUGAGAAGGCGGUCUUCGGCGUCAUCUUCGAUGUCAAGACUGAUCAGAUCACAAUUCAGAAGUGGUCAUCGUGGGACUUUACCCAGAAAGCCGUCACCCGGAGCAUCAUCGACGGCUACCUCUCCACUACCGCCAAGGUCAUCUCGUUCAGCACCAACGCUCGCAAGCGCCGUGAGCAUCGCGUCCCCACCUUCCUCGCUGGACGCCGCCGGCACUGAGCCACACUGCGACGCUCUGUACUCUCCGUGCUCUCCUCCAACCAACCGAGCCUGUUGUAACACUCGCUUUCAUCGCACUCUUUCAUCACUCUCGCUCGCUGGAAUGUUACCCCCGUAUUUCGUCUAUUAUCGUCUUUCGGUCCGCUGCACCCCUUAUACUCUCCUGGCACUAGCUGCUAUCUAAGAGACCGACCUGGUCGUCGGCUUCAUUCACUCCUGAUAUGAUGACGCGCCAGGUCGCGUCAACUCUCUCAUAUGUACCCACAUCUUUGUGUGUGUGUGUUAUAUCUGUGUGAUUCUUUACACCGUCCUCGAAUGGAUAUAUUGCGUUUGGUCCAAUCCACCGUUUGCU